GAUACAAGCAUAAUUUUUGUCACUACUGCAGAUCGCUUUCUCAGUCGAGCGAGUCCUGCACUGCUGGAUGCCGUAUCCGGAAUUCCCGAGAUGCCAUCAUCAACGACAGGACCAGAGAUUGCCAAAGGGUUCAUUGAGGUGCAACGGCCAGUAGCACUCGCGAAUUCAUUAAUCCAUGUGCCACCGGAUGGUCGAGCUAUAACGCCUAUGCCUUUUUUCAGCAGGCCGCAAACAAGGAAAAUUGACGCCAUAGAUAGUUCGCAGAGCAGUAUUUCAGAGAGUAUGAGCUCAAGUACCUCCUAUCCCAGUGUCACCACCAGCAGUGCUCCGAACGUAUCCGCGGAACGGCUCGAUGAUAGUCAAGAUAUCUACGACGAGAUCAUCGAAAUGGCGCAAUUGGCCGAGUCUACAGUGCCCACUCUUCCCUCUUUCAUUAUCUCUGCUUCUGACAGACCUGCUAACCAAACUCCUGAAGUACGGAAGACUGCUGGAAAAUCCCACCAGGAUGCAUCUUUUUUUGUGGGCAAUGCUGGGAAUAUCGGUGCUGACCAGCAGCGAGUCGAUGGCGAAAGAGCUGAUGAUUUGAAUAAACUGCUGAAAGCGAUCCCGGAUGAAAUUAGGCGCUCGCCACUCAAGGCUUCGCUGACCGACGCACGGGCAGUCAACGAGGGCGCAGGUGCAGUGCUGCCAGUUCGGGGGCUGGAUGAGGGGAAAUCAUUUAUUGCUGAGAAGCAGGUGCCCAUCCCGACGAUCAAAUCAAUCUCGAUGACAGUAUCCAAGCAAGACGAUCGCAUGGAAAGGCUCCUUUCACCAGCGUCGGAUGCAUUCCUCGCAAAUCGUUAUUCGCCCAGAUUUUUACCACAUUUCGACAAUUUUGCUAUCUUCCAACAGCAAAAAGAGAGCAGCACGGAUGUUGUCACUGACUUGGUGUUUCAGACUACUUAG
This is a messenger RNA of Gongylonema pulchrum, 945 nucleotides long. NCBI's taxonomy places the organism in Eukaryota, Metazoa, Nematoda, Chromadorea, Rhabditida, Gongylonematidae. The record is from the annotation of a GenBank genome assembly.